CCUCAUCGCAUUUGGUGGAGGUUGCUGAGAUCCUUCGCCUCGACCUGGAGCUCCGCACUCGAACCCCGCCAACAAGAUCGCCCAGCACAAUGCCUGAUCCCGCCACCUCGUUGCCUGCGCCCCCGGCUGCCACUGUCAUCUGCGCCGGCGUCCCUCGUCAACGCGACCCACCCGUUUUCAGUGGGACCGCCGAACACGACGUGGAAGACUGGCUGUCAUCGUACGAACGUGCUAUUUCUCAAAUUCCAAACGUGGUGUUGGCUGUGGGAAGCAUAGACUUUCGGCAGUUCAGGUGUCUAAGUGCUGAACUUGCAUCUCUUGACAUCGAUUCCAGAAAAGCAAUCUACACCUGGCACAGAGAAUCGCCGGACAUUUCAGAACCGAAAGAUAUCGAAGUGGAGUAUGUUCUCAAAGGGGAUCGUCCAGACGUGGCUAUGGUGCAUAUAAAUGGCGACUACUGGAAUUCGUUUCCGGCCUUGGCUGUCUACAGCGAUUAUGAAACUUGCAUUGUCGACAUAAUAGCCAUGGGACCAAAAGAAGUUUGUUUCCUCUGGACAGCGAAAGGUACUGAGGAUGACGUCUCAAAGGAUUGCCUCAAUGCGUUCAAGAAAAGAUGCGGUGACGGCGUAACUCUGUACGACACUGACAGCUGCCACGCACACUAGAGUGAAUAAUGCAGCACAGAACUGAUACCGAAUAAAAGAAAA
This is a messenger RNA of Dermacentor albipictus, 707 nucleotides long. RefSeq lists its product as uncharacterized. Gene Ontology annotation, biological process: symbiont-mediated perturbation of host defenses. The record is from RefSeq and is a predicted model, not a curated record. Gene Ontology annotation, molecular function: amine binding. Lineage: Eukaryota; Metazoa; Arthropoda; Arachnida; Ixodida; Ixodidae.